This is a messenger RNA of Zophobas morio, 4161 nucleotides long. RefSeq lists its product as uncharacterized. The transcript has a single exon. Lineage: Eukaryota; Metazoa; Arthropoda; Insecta; Coleoptera; Tenebrionidae. The record is from RefSeq and is a predicted model, not a curated record. The coding region runs from base 1 to 4161 and encodes 1386 amino acids. Gene Ontology annotation, molecular function: nucleic acid binding; zinc ion binding.
AUGACUGUAGAAACGGUAGCCGAAUUACGCUCCAGGCGAGGAAUCGCUAAAUCCAAAAUAACUCGCAUUGAGAACUUCGUUAAAAAUUUCAAAAAUACAGAUAGCGUUUAUCACCUUGAAGUACGGUUAGAAACAUUAGAAAACGUGAUCAAAGAAUACGAAAGUUAUCAAACUCAAAUUGAGUUGCAAGACAACGCAGAUAACGAUCGCGAAAUUAUUGAGACACAGUAUUACAACAUAAUAGUUGACAUUCGGGAAAAAUUAAAUAAAUACUCACCUUCAUCGGCGUCUAGUCAAAAUAAUAGUAAUCCUAACAAUAAUCAUCACUUAGAAACGUCCAUCAAACUUCCUACGUUAAAUUUACCAACAUUUUCAGGUUCAUAUUCGGAAUGGCUGUCAUUCAACGACAUAUUUUGCUCGUUAAUUGAUCAGAACAAUAGUUUAAAUAACUGCCAAAAAUUUCACUAUUUAAAAUCCUCAUUGAAGGGAGAAGCGUUAGCGACAAUUGACGCUCUCACUAUUUCGGUAGAUAAUUACAAAUCGGCCUAUGACUUGUUAAGAAAAAGAUACAAUAACGUAAGACUAAUUACUCAAGAACAUAUUUUAGCUAUCAUUAAUAGUCCUGUUAUCCUUAAAACAAAUUCUGUAGCUCUGAGAAAAUUAUGUGUCGACGUUACGACAAACAUUGAAGCACUUCGCAUACAAAAUUUACCCGUAGAAAGUUGGGAUGCAUUAAUUGUCCCAUUAAUUGUAGAAAAACUAGACUAUACAAGUCGUAAAGAAUGGCAGGCAACAUUAAAUAGUGAAAUACCAAAAUUGACGGAUCUGAUUUCAUUUUUAGAAAAACGUUGCGAACUUUUGGAAUCAAUGCAACAAAUAUCAGUAAACAAAACACAUAGCAUAGAUCUUAAUAAACAUAAUAAUAAUUUCAAUAAAAACUGUCAGCGCGAGUCUACAACAAAACAACGUAUUUUGGUACAAACUAUUAACAAAAACAUCCUUAGGUGUAAUUACUGCAAGUCAGAAUUGCAUUUAAUAUUUCAAUGUACAGAAUUCGUAAAUCUUUCAGUAGAACAACGCCUCUCUCAUAUUAACAAGGUCAAAUCAUGUACGAAUUGUUUAAAAUCUAAUCACAUUGUGUCAAAUUGUAAAUCGACUAAUACUUGCAAAAAAUGUCACUUACGACAUCACACACUGCUUCAUAUACCUGAACAAUCGACAAGCAAUUUGUCAUUAUCAGUGUCACAUAUGAACAACACCACUGUACUUCUUGCAACAGCAGUGGUUAAAAUUGCAGAUGCUUUCGGAAAUUAUCAAGAUUGCAGAAUUAUAUUUGAUUCAUGUUCACAAAGCAAUUUAAUCAGUACGAGUUUAUGUCAAAAAUUGGGACUUAAAUUACAAUCAAUCGAAUUCCCGAUUAGUGGAGUAGGCGAAAUCGAAACACCAGUUAAAAAUUCGACUAGGGUAACCAUAAAAUCUCGUUUUAAUCCAACUCUUUACAAUCUCAAUUGUUUAGUAUUGCCUAACAUCACAUCAAAAUAUCCAUGCCAAUUCUUUUCAAAAUCUCAGUUCAAUAUACCCAUAAAUAUUAAUUUAGCAGAUCCUAAUUUUAAUGAACCCUGUACCGUUGAUCUUUUGUUAGGUGCAGAGUACUUUUGGCAAGUAAUUUGUAACGGUCAAAUUAACAUAUUUAAUAAUCAAGUAUUCCUUCGUGAGUCCGUUUUCGGAUGGGUCUUAACAGGUAAAAUUUCCGGUCCUUCGCAGAACAAUAUUGUCGCCUGUAUUUCAAACGCAAAUCCCCAAGAUAUGCUAAACAAAGAAAUUCAUAAAUUUUGGGAAUUAGAAGAAACAGCUGUAAACACCAGUAAUUCCUUUUCCGUGGAAGAACUUACCUGCGAACGGCAUUUCUCAGAAACGGUCAAAAGAGAUAUUAACGGUCGGUUUAUGGUACGCCUACCCUUUAAGAAAGAUAUUGCCACGCUGGGGUUUUCCGAUGUAACCGCCCUAAAACGUUUUAUGGCACUAGAAACUCGUUUGAACAAAAAUAAUUCUCUUAAAGCCGAUUAUACAAACUUUCUAGACGAAUAUUUAGCUCUAGGUCACAUGAAAUUAGUUACAGGUGAAUCUGAUUUUCACACUAAACAAUUAUAUUUUUUUCCACAUCACGCGGUGAUAAAGAGUUCGAGUACUACCACCCGAGUGCGUGUGGUGUUUGACGGAAGCUGCAAAACAAGUACGGGUGUCAGCUUAAACAAUAUUCUAAUGGUAGGUCCAACUAUUCAACAAGACUUGUUUUCAAUCAUUACGCGCUUUCGGACCUACCAAUUCGCAUUCAGUAGCGACGUAGUAAAAAUGUAUCGUCAAAUAUGGGUCGAUCCUUCAGAUACACCUUACCAAAGGAUUUUUUGGCGCAAGAGUAGUGACAAACCAGUUGAGGUAUAUGAGUUACAGACCGUAACGUAUGGUACCGCGUGUGCCCCAUACUUAGCUAUCAAAUGUUUACAAAAAUUAGCCAUCGAUGAACAACUCGAUUUUCCUCUAGCCUCGACAAUUAUCUUACGCGAUUUCUAUGUUGAUGACUUGCUUACGGGUACUAAUUCAGUCAAAGAAGCCAUAGAAUUACGCAAUCAAUUAAUUGACGCCUUAAAUAGGGGUGGUUUUCAAUUACAAAAGUGGGCAUCUAAUUGUCCGGACAUUUUGCCCAAUCGUAGUCAAAAUAACGAUGUAGUUAAAUUAGACCAUAACGACGAGGUCAAAACACUAGGUUCAACGUGGAAUUGCAAAACGGACUGUUUAAAAUAUGUCGUGGAAACAAAGCCCGUGGAAAAUACUACUAAACGAUCCAUCUUAUCAAAAAUCGCGAGAAUUUAUGAUAUUCUAGGUCUCUUGUCACCCGUCCUUGUUUUGGGAAAAAUCUUAAUUCAAAAGUUGUGGCUCAUUAAACUCGACUGGGAUGAUCCUUUACCGGAAGAUAUACGACAAACGUGGCUUAAACUUGAACAAGAAUUACCCAUAUUAAACACACUACAAAUACCUAGAAAGGUUGUAUCAAAUCAAUACAAUAACGUCGAAAUUCAUGUAUUUUGCGAUGCGUCCAUGUCGGCUUAUGGUGCCUGUGUUUAUAUCCGAACGUUGGACUUAAACACAAAUUCGUACAAAACAGAAUUAUUAUGCGCACGAUCACGUGUUUCUCCAUUAAAAACUAUCACACUGCCUCGACUAGAAUUUUGCGCAGCCGUGCUAUUAGCCCGCUUAAUACACAAAUUAUUACCUACAAUAAAUCUAAACAUAACAACGCAGUAUAUGUGGACAGAUUCAUCAAUAGUGUUAUCUUGGUUAGCAUCAUCGCCAAGUACCUGGAACGUUUUCGUUGCAAAUCGCGUUGCUGAAAUAAGCACAUUAACAAGUAUUUCUAAUUGGCAUCACGUUAAAUCUGCUGAUAACCCUGCAGACAUUGUCUCAAGAGGUGAAUUACCUAGUAAACUUAUUACGUCUGAUUUGUGGUGGCACGGUCCACAUUGGUUAUCAAAAAAUAAGUCAGAAUGGCCAGCUUCAUUCGUUAGUUCAAAUGCACAAAAUGUACCAAUUUUGGUGGUGACCAAUGACAACGUACUUCCAUUGUUAAUAAAAUAUCACUUAAAACGUGUUGCGGGUAAUGCUUUAUUGACGUAUGAGGAGCUCUAUACGCUUUUGACGCAGAUUGAAGCAUGCAUCAACUCCCAAUCCCUGACUCCAUUAUCCUCUGACCCGAGCGAUCUCACGGCCUUAACUCCUGGGCAUUUCCUCAUCGGCGGAAAACUAACAACCUCAGUCGAAGACGAUGUUACAAUGGUGAAAGAGAAUCGUCUGUCACGGUGGCAACGCGUCCAACAACAGGCGCAAAGCUUUUGGAAGCGCUGGUCAGGGGAGUUCCUAAACAAGCUGCAACAAAGAAAGAAGUGGAAUCGCACUGCUAAAACAGAGGUGAAGCCAGGACUUCCCGUUCUACUACGCGAAGACAAUCUCCAUCCGAUGUGCUGGCGAAUGGGAGUCGUCAUGGAGACACAUCCAGGAAAAGAUGGGAUCGUCAGGACAGCCACCAUCAGGACAUCAUCGGGACCUGUCGUGCGGGCCACAAACCGAAUCUGCCCGUUCCCCAUCGACGACGACACCCAGGUUUGA